UUAUCUUGAUUCUAAAGCAGGAAGCACACUCUUGCAUAACGCAUAAUGCACAGUGCAUAAGAGCAUCAAUCAAUAAAAAUUUCUUUUUUCCUUGAAGUGAAAAGAAAGAAAGGAUUCAGAUUGGUUAAUUCUCUUAUACGUUAUGCUUUAUGCAAAGGCCUGUGUCGCAGCCUUAACCGUUCGAUUCCGUGGUAGGAGUUGGGGCCAUUCUCUUGUAAAGAAGAAAACCGUCCAUAAUAUAAAAUAUUGUUUUCCUACCUAAAGUGAAUCCGAAAUAAUGAAGGCAUUGGAGUUAUAUAGCGGGAUUGGAGGGAUGCAUUAUGCGUUACGUGAGAGUGGAAUUGCAGCUAAAGUUGUCGCAGCAAUUGAUAUAAAUCCUGUUGCAAAUGAUGUUUACCAUCACAAUUUCCCGGAAACUGUUCUUAUGAAUAGAAAUAUUCAAUCCAUUAAUGCACAGGAAUUAAACAAGUUAAAUGUGGACAUUAUGUUUAUGAGUCCUCCGUGUCAGCCUUUUACUAGAUUAGGGUUAAAAAAGGAUGCUUUUGAUAACAGAAGUUGUUCCUUGAAACACAUUUUGAACUUGUUGCCAGAAUUGAAAAAUUUAAAAUAUAUUUUGCUUGAGAAUGUUAAAGGUUUUGAAGUAUCUCAAAUGAGAGACGAAUUAGUAGAAUGCAUAAAAAGUUGUGGUUACGUCUAUAGAGAAUUAAUAUUAAGUCCAUGUCAAUUUGGUAUGCCAAACAGUAGAUACAGAUAUUAUUUACUGGCGAAAAGAAAUAAUCUGAAAUUCUGUUUUAAACAAUCAUCGUUAGGGAAUAAUUUACUUCCUGAAUUAUUUGAAUUACUACCAAAAAGUAAACACUCAGUAUUAGCGGAGAAAGAAGGUAAAAUUAAUCAGAAAUCUGGCAGACUGUGUUACACAUUAAAUAAUAUUUUGGAACAUAUUGAAGAUUCAAAAUAUUUGGUGCCUUCUAAGUUAUUACAAAAGAGAGCAAGGAUAUUAGAUAUACGAACAUCUGAGAGCAAUGGUUCCUGUUGCUUCACUAAAGGAUACAGUUAUUAUGCAGAAGGUACAGGAUCUGUAUAUUGCCCAUUUACAGAUGAAAUAAUCAAAUCAAAAUAUAAUGAAAUUACUAAUUAUGAAAAUGAUUCGAAUAAGCAAAUGCAAAUUUUGUCAGAUUUGAAACUUAGAUUUUUCUCACCUAAAGAAAUAUGUCGAUUAAUGUGUUUCCCAGAAGAUUUUCAUUUUCCAGAACAUAUUACAGAUAGACAAAAAUACCGUCUGCUAGGAAAUUCAAUUAAUAUUCAUGUAGUUAGCAGAUUAAUACUUUUAUUAUGUACUGAACAUGAAGAUGUAUAAAAAAAUCAAUGGAUUUGCUUUUUCCAUCUUUCGUCUCAUAACUUAAUAUUCUUGCAAUAUUUCUUACAUAUUAAGUCAUAUUCUUUCAUUUAGAGAGAGAGAGAGAGAGAGAGAGAGAGAGAGAGAGAGUGAGUGAGUGAGUGAGUGAUAUCUUUAUAAUUUAAAAUAGGGAAGACUAGGGACAGUUGUAACAAUGCAUAUAUCUUUUAAAUGAUAAGAGAUGAGAUGAAGAACCAAAAUAGUCGGUAUCGAGGUGUUUGACAUCAAUGUGCGUUACAUGUAAAAGAAUAUGUAGGGCUCAGAUAAGCCAUGUAAGUGUAAAUUUAUGAUAUACUUUUUUGCUUUAAAUUUUCAAAUAAAAUGUUUUUUUAUCA
This is a messenger RNA of Acromyrmex echinatior (Panamanian leafcutter ant), 1731 nucleotides long. RefSeq names its product tRNA (cytosine(38)-C(5))-methyltransferase (gene Mt2). Gene Ontology annotation, molecular function: methyltransferase activity. Lineage: Eukaryota; Metazoa; Arthropoda; Insecta; Hymenoptera; Formicidae. The record is from RefSeq and is a predicted model, not a curated record. Gene Ontology annotation, cellular component: nucleus.